Molecule: messenger RNA, 648 nt
Organism: Vicia villosa (hairy vetch)
Lineage: Eukaryota; Viridiplantae; Streptophyta; Magnoliopsida; Fabales; Fabaceae
Product: heavy metal-associated isoprenylated plant protein 39-like
Exons: 2
Coding region: 142-516 (124 amino acids)
Molecular function (GO): metal ion binding
Source: RefSeq, a predicted model, not a curated record
CAAUUGCUUGACUUAGGUUGACUAGGCACUAUAUAAUUGUUGCAUAAUCUCAUCUUCAUUUCACAACUUCAUCUCAUCUUAUACUCUUUCUCUACCUCAUAUACAUUUGAUUGCUCUUCUUUUCAACCAACAAUUUCAAAAAUGAUGAAAGUAGUGUUGAAAGUGGAUUUAUAUGAUGACAGAACCAAGCAAAAAGCCAUGAAGACUGUAUCUGGCAUUUCUGGGGUAGAAUCGGUUUCUGUGGACAUGAAAGAUAAGAAAUUAACCUUAACAGGAGACAUUGAUUCAGUACAUGUAGUGAGCAAACUAAGGAAGUGGUGUCAUACUGAUAUAAUCUCUGUUGGUCCUGCAAAAGAGGAGAAGAAGAAGGAAGAACCUAAGCCGGACGUGAAGAAGGAUCAAAUUCAAUUAAUUGAAACUUAUCCCCUUUAUUAUCAAAUGCCACAACCACAAUUUAUUCAAUAUUCUUCUGUUGCAAGAUUUGAGCAGGAUCCUAUUGGAUGUGUCAUUUGCUGAUUUCCAAUAUACCAUUGUCUUUUCUUUUUAAUUAAGGAUUUUUUUUUCUCAGAUGUUUUAGUGAUUUUAAAAUAACCAUAUGUAACAUGUUAGAAUCAAAUGGAAGUUAUGAAUGGUGUUCAAUUGUGCAAA